Molecule: messenger RNA, 2021 nt
Organism: Zophobas morio
Lineage: Eukaryota; Metazoa; Arthropoda; Insecta; Coleoptera; Tenebrionidae
Product: nicotinate phosphoribosyltransferase-like
Exons: 1
Coding region: 257-1909 (550 amino acids)
Biological process (GO): NAD+ biosynthetic process via the salvage pathway
Cellular component (GO): cytosol
Molecular function (GO): nicotinate phosphoribosyltransferase activity
Source: RefSeq, a predicted model, not a curated record
UUUAUCAAAGAAGACUUUAUUACGAACGAUAAGAUAGCACAAUAAUUGCACAAUAAAAUAAAAAAUUCUCGUAGAAACAAGAUUGCGUGUUUAGCAAGCACCAUCAACACAACCCAGUCCACCAGUUCCACCAACACUACCAACCCACACACCCUACAGUCGUCCUCCAAAGUAACAUUGAAUUUCAAAAACCCACAAAUUCAAAAAUAUGUAAUUCGUCUUUUUCAUGAGCUCCUAGUGCGACUAAACAAACAGUAUGUACCUCUCCAGCAACGGCUCGGUGACCCCCGAAAAGAGGUUAGGUCAAAAUUGCAUAGUGCAGCCCCUGUUGACCGACCUAUACCAAAUAACGAUGGCUUACGCCUACUGGAAGUCCGGCAAAACGCAAGAGCACGCCGUCUUCGACCUAUUCUUCCGAAAAAACCCGUUCAACGGUGAAUUCACCAUAUUCGCAGGCCUUGAGGAGUGUGUCAAGUUCGUGGAUAAAUUCUCGUAUUCGAAGAGCGACAUCGACUACAUAAGGCAAGUUUUACCGUCUAAUGUUGAAGAGGAGUUUUAUGGGUAUCUGGGUAACCUUACGGCGAAAGGGGUGUCGCUGUAUGCGAUGCAAGAAGGAAGUGUGGUUUUUCCUCGGAUACCCAUGCUGCGGGUUGAGGGCCCCCUCAUUGUGGUGCAACUUCUCGAAACCACGCUUUUAAACCUGGUGAACUAUGCGAGUUUGAUUACUACGAAUGCGUCGCGGUUUCGAAUGGCUGCCAACAAACUCAAUUUGUUUGAAUUUGGGUUGAGGAGGGCGCAAGGACCGGAUGGGGCCCUAUCGGCUUCCAAGUACUCAUACAUUGGGGGUUUUGAUGGUACUAGUAACGUUCUGGCUGGGAAGUUGUUCAAUAUUCCGGUUAAAGGGACCCAUGCCCAUUCAUACGUCACGUCUUUUAACAGUUUGGAUGAACUAACGACGAAGAAUCUCGCUCCGAAUAAAGGGGGGAAACCGGUGGAUUUCGUGGAUUUGGCUGUGAGCUGGCGCAAGAAAAUUGUGUCCAUUUUUAAUGUAAUGUUGUCAGAGGUUAACAAUGGCGAGUUUGCCGCUUUUAUAUCGUUCGCUAUAGCUUUCCCUAAUAGCUAUCUCGCUUUAGUGGACACUUACGACGUUAAAAAAAGCGGUUUGAUUAAUUUUAGCGCUGUGGCACUCGCUUUGGGUGAUUUGGGGUAUGAGCCGGUCGGCAUACGCUUGGACAGUGGCGACCUGGCAUAUCUGUCACUAGUGGCACGCGAAGUCUUCACCCAAAUCAGUAAAGACUUCAAGCGUCCAUCCUUCGCUAAAUUAAUGAUCAUGGCGUCGAACGACAUCAACGAAGAAACGAUCCUCAGUCUGAACGAACAAGGGCACGAAAUUGACUCCUUUGGAAUAGGGACGCAUCUAGUGACCUGCCAGAAACAACCAGCGCUAGGAGGGGUGUACAAAAUGGUCGAAAUCAACGGCCAAGCGCGAAUUAAACUCAGCCACGAUGUGGAUAAAGUGACCAUUCCGGGAAAAAAAGACGCUUAUAGGUUAUACGGGGACAGCAACCUGGCCCUAAUUGACUUGCUUCAAAUCUCGUCGGAAGAUCCCCCUGAAGUGGGGAAAAAAGUCCUGUGCAGACAUCCAUUCCAAGAGUCAAAAAGGGCAUUCGUGACUCCGUCAAAGGUGGAAAAUUUGCUACAACUGUAUUGGAAGGACGGGAAGAUUUGCCAGCCGUUGCCGAACAUGCAAGAGAUUAAGGAGAGAGUGGUGAACAGUUUGAAGAUACUGAGACCUGAUAUUCGGAGGGCGUUGAAUCCUACGCCUUACAAGGUGGCAGUUAGUGAUAAUUUGUAUCACUACCUGCAUAAUUUGUGGCUCGAAAAUGCCCCCAUAGGGGAGCUGUCGUAGUGUAUGUGGUAGUCGCUGUGAAGUAUUAGAUUUUUCUCUAUUUUAUAUAAAUGGUUAUUUUAUUUUAUGUAAUUGUAUACUUUUUAUGAAUAAAUGUUAUCGUCAAGUUUUA